This is a messenger RNA of Hypanus sabinus (Atlantic stingray), 7410 nucleotides long. RefSeq lists its product as uncharacterized. The coding region runs from base 3292 to 6723 and encodes 1143 amino acids. NCBI's taxonomy places the organism in Eukaryota, Metazoa, Chordata, Chondrichthyes, Myliobatiformes, Dasyatidae. The record is from RefSeq and is a predicted model, not a curated record. Gene Ontology annotation, molecular function: protein binding. The transcript is spliced from 4 exons.
AGGGAGGAGUGCAGCUGGGGAGCAGGUGCAGGAGGGGGCAGCUGGAAGCUUUGUUUUCAUGCCUGUGUUACCUUUGCAGGGAUGGGGGAGGUGGUGAGACUUUGAGCAGUCUUGUUGGGUAGCCAUUAGCGGUUGGGUACCCACCAUGUGCCACUUGUAGAGGGAGUGAAUGUCUCUUCAGGUGGCCAUCUUCACUGAGUGCAUCAGUGUGACACUGCCCUGUCAGCCUGGGUCUCAGUGCUGAGGUGAGACUGUGGGCACUCUGCCCCUGUGAAUAGGGACAGAAAUCGUACACUCUAUUGCGUAGGAUGGUUGUUACAAUCAGGGUAAUCAGAUGUGACUUCACCUGCCCAGCUGACUUCAAGGAUUAUGGGGAGAAGGUAGGGGUAUGGGGUUGAGAGGGAAAAUAAAUCAGCCAUAAUGGAAUGGCAGAGCAGACUCGAUGGGGUGAAUGGCCUAAAUUCUGCUCAUAUGUCUUCUGGUUUAACCCCCUGAGAUGUGGUCAGGUGAGAAUGUCUUCCCUCUCUCCUGGUAAGGCUCACUCUGAAAUUGUGGACUCAGAGGUGGUGUUAAUUCGGACUAAGGACUGAACUAACAUCAACUGUGUUAACUCUGGUGCCUAGCACUGGCCUGUCGGUGAGUGAGAGGAUGGGAAAGGGGCUAGUUUAGCUUUGUUGUGUUGUGGUUUCUGCUUGUGGUGUUCUGAGGAGAAUGGUGGACGUGCUAAGUUGGUGCCAGACACAUGGUGACACUUAGGGUUUGCCCCAGCACACGCUUGGUUGUGUUGGUUGUUAAUGCAGUACUGCAGUUCACUGUGUGUUUCUGUGUACGUGUGAUAAAGCUGAGUCUGACCAGCACAGCUGGGAGAAGUGCCCUGACAAGAAAUGAAUGAUGCCAGUUCAGAUCCAUUUGAGAUGAUAGUUAUGCUGGUUUGGUACUCAGUCAGCAGGGCACUGGGUCCAGGUAUCACGGCACGAGAGGGAAAGUACACUGCGCCUCAUCUCCAUUACUUGCUAAUGUGGUUACUUCAAUCUGCACAGUAGGAUUUACAGGCCUCGUUUCCCUUACUUAGAGAAAAGCACAUGAAAUUCUUUCAUUUCUGAGUGAAUGUCCUUUCAGUAUCUGUCAUCGUAUGUGUAUGCAUGCGCCAAACCCUCCCCAUCACUGGGCACAGAAGCCUCAACUGUGGGAGAAUCACACUCACUGAGUUCACUACGUCCAUGCGAAUCUACAUCAAUCCCGCUUGCCCAGACUAGGUCUGCAUCCCACGUCUUAGCAAUUCAACCACCUCCUUUCUUUGGCAGCAAGGUCUAAAUAUCAACUACUCUGUAUAAAAAUCACUUUGCCCUCAGGUUCCCUUUAAAAAUCCUCCCUUAGAAUCACAGCAAUAUAGGGAUUCAGGCCCUUCCACCCAAUCCCGACCAAUGUGCCCACUCACCCAGCUGGUUCCAAUUUCCUGCCUACGGCUGUAUCCCUCCAUGCUUUGACCCUACAUGUACCUAUCCAAGAAUAAUCUUACCUGCCUCAAACACUUCCUCUGGAAACACUCACCGUCCCCUCCAUGGAAAAGUUGCCCCUCAGGUCCCUUUUUAACCUUUUCCAUCUCACCCUAGACCAACCCAACCCUCCCCCCCCAGUUUUGGACACCCUACCCUGGGGAAAAGAGCAUUAACAUCCACCUUAUCUGUGUCAUAAUUUUAAACGCUUCUGUAAGUUCACCCCUCAUUCCCCUGCACUGCAAGGAGUAAAGACCCGUCCUGGCCAACCCUCCCUUUAACUAGUGACAUCUUACAAAAUCUUCUCUGCACUCUUUCCAGUUUAAUGAUAUCUGUCCUAUAAGAGCAUAACCAAAACUAUACACCAUACUCCAAAUAUGAUCUCUUCAAUAUCUCACGUCCUCUUAGAAUCUGUGGGCUGUGCCAGGAUUUGAUUGUGCCUGGAAUUGUUUAAACAUGGUGUGAAGAGUUUAUUUUGCCAGAGGGUGGUGAAUCUAUGGAAUUCAUUGCCACAGGCCAAGUCAUUGGGUAUAUUUAAAGUGGAAAUAGGUUGUUAAUUAGUGAGGGCAUCAAAGGUUAUAAUAGCCAGCCAGUGAUAUAAUGGCAAAUGGUUCCGAGUUUGAAUCCACCCAGGCCCUUGCACGCUUUCCAUCUGUGCUAGGUUGAACUCUGCCUCAUAGAAAACAUUCAGAUGCUACGGAAACAGCAGAAGUGCCACCCAGUGGAGCAACAACAAAGCUUAUAGGGAGAAGGCAGGAGACAGGUUGACAGGGAUAAUAACACUGGACAACAAAUUUUUUCAAAAGUGUUGCUUCCUCAGAAUUUUGUUUUGUUCAUGAUAGACCACUUGAAGCUGAACACAAAUAUGAUUUCAGACUACACAGGAAUUUGGAGGGAAAAAAGUAAUUUUUAUUGAAUAUAAUGCAUUUAAUUGGAUAACAGUACUGACGUUUUGCAAUAGUUCAACUAAACUAAAAAUGUUUUGUUGAUAAUUUUCGUGUGUACUCAGUGCCUGUGGCUCCUUGCUUAAGUGGCCAACCAUUAUCAUCUAGCGCUGAUGGAUUCCAGGUGCCCUGAUAUCAUUUCUCCAAGACAAAAAUGCCCUGGUAAAACCUUUCACCAUGCUUGUCACUGACAGUUCCAAGAUUUGCAGGGAAGAAGUCUAAAUGGGAAUGUAGAAAAUUAAUCUUGAGUGACAUUUUUCCCUUCAUGGUUUUAUGUGCUUGAAGCAUGUUGUCAGCCAGCUGCCGAGAAAAUUUUCAACAGCAUCUUUGAAUGCCUUCCAUGUAAUUUUCUCUGGUCCCAUCAGAAGUCUUUGAAUUGCCUAUCAUUGAUGACCUGUUUGAUUUGUGAACCAACAAGAAAAGCCUUCAUUAAUCUCGGCAUCUGUCAUUCUGACUUGAAAUAUAAAUUGAAAUAACAAAUGUAGAUGAUUUUAAAAAAUGGUGCAUGAUAGGGAAAUUUGACAGUGAUUUUCUUGAUCAGCAGCCCAAAAUCCAUAAGGUACAUCCAAAAGUAAUCAGGAAGCAGAAUCUUUGUUGGCCAAUGUAAUCAAUCAUCCAUGACAGAUUGGUGGGGCAGACUUGAUGGGCCGAAUGGCCUGAUUCUAUUCCUAUGUCUUAUGGUCUUAUAAACAAUGUUGAGCCACACACAGUAAUGUUGUUCUGAGGUGUGAACUUUCUUGAGGACUUUUCUCACUGGAGUGAAGAUUAGAAGAUUGAACAGCCAGGGACAUUUUCCCAAGGGUGGAAAUGGCUAAUUCGAGGGGCAUAAUUUUAAGGGCUCGGGCGACGCUAUGGACGUGGCGAAUCAUAGUGUGGUCCUGCUGCAGCAGCUGAAUGUCCAGCGGGAGUUUGGCUUCCUGUGUGACUGCACCGUGGCCGUAGGGGACAUUCACUUCAAAGCCCAUCGAGCUGUGCUGGCUGCAUUCUCCAACUACUUCAAGAUGAUCUUCAUUCAUCAGUCCAGUGACUACAUCAAAGUGCAGCCAAUGGACAUCCAGCCAGACAUCUUCAGCUACUUACUACACCUCAUGUACACGGGCAAGGGUCCAAAGCAGCCGGUAGACCCCAACCGCCUGGAGGAGGGCAUCCGAUUCCUGCAUGCCUACAACCUGGUCCAUGACCCGAGCCAAGGGGGACAGGUGUUCACCCAGCACCCCGAGGUGCCAUCCCUUCAGUCGCCCAACCUCUACGGCAUCCAGAUCUCGGGCUCACAGAAGCUGCCAGUGCCCCCUGGAAGCCGGAGCGGGGUCACCACUCUGACCACGGAGCAGACCAGUCAGAUGACCCUGGGAGUGGCCAACAUCCCUGAGCACCGGUACGCCCGUCCUCCCAUUGGCCAGGAGGUAGGAGCAGAGGAGAGCGGCCAAAGCCUCCCCCCAUCAUCUGCGGCAGCGUCCAGGGGUCUGCAGGUCCCCGGUCUCAACUUUAAACGGAGCAAGACCCACAAGCUCUACUCCUGCCACUACUGUGGGGAGAGGUUCUCUGCCAGGGGUAGCCUGCGGGAUCACCUGUACUCGCACGCCAGUGGCGCCGUGCCUGCUGGAGCCCCCAUCGAGAGCAGGGGCCUGGGGGAGGAGGCCGAGGGAGUCGGGGGUUCCCUGUCCCAGGGAGAUGAGGCCCUCCCCUCCACCCCUGAUCAGCAGGAGGGAAGCGGUCUGGACGAGCAGCCUCCUGUCGGUCUGACUGUGACCAUUGGAGCCUGUGGGGACACUGUUGACCCAGGCAGCGGCUUCACGACGGCCAAGAGGAGGAGGUUCACCUGCAGUGUGUGCGGCCACUCUGCAGACCCGGAGCCCAGCAGCACACCUCCACCUACAGCAGCGCCACCUGGAGCCCUGGAGGAAUCACCAGCUGCUGCCCAGCCCCAAGCCCGGCAGGAGGAGGCAGUCCCGAGUGGGAGCCCCGAUUCCACCGUUGACCUCGAGAGUGCCUUCCGCGAUGUCUUCGCCAGCUAUGAGGCGGCGCGUGUUCACGCACACUACAAGUGCGUGCGCACUGGCUGUGAGCGGGUGGCUGUGUCCGCUGAGCCGCGGCGUGGGGACCGCUUUGUGCAUAAGUGGCUGUCGGACCGUGAGCUGACUUACUGCGAGCGCACCGGUGUUUACUGGCUGCUCUACGAAGAGGGCCAGGGCAUGUUCUGCUACCUGUGCCGGCGUCACGACACCCAGAACAAGCAGAACAAGACCAAGGUGUUCAAUGGGACGCCGGCUGUGCGCUACAAGAAGUCAGCGCUGCAGGUGCAUGCUGAGUCUCAGCAGCAUGCUGCUGCUGUGCACGCUGAGCUGGCGGGCCGUAUGUCUGAGCGCGAAAUGGCCGAGCGUGAGCGCCAGGAGGGCACCUCUCUGCGCGCCCUUUUCCUCGCUGCCUAUUGGCUGGCGCGUGAGGGACUGCCCACCGCAAAGCUACGUCCCGCAUUGCGCUUGCUUGGUGAGGCGGGGCUGGCGGGAGGUGCCACCACACACUUUCGGCGAGCCGAUACACUUCAGGAAGUGUUCCGCGGACUGGGCACCGCUGUCCGCCAGCGACUCGUCAGCCGCAUCUGCCGCGCCCCCGCCUUCGGCAUCCGCUGCGAGCGCGCCGGUCCUGGAGCCGAGUCCUCACUGCUGGCCUUCGCUCAGUUCAUUGAGCCUGGCGUUGAGGUGGCUAGUGGGCUACUCUUCGCCGAGGCCCCAGGCCCUGGCCGGGGCUGGGACUCGGCUGACGAGUUGGCAGCAGUGAUCAGCCGCACCUUGGGCUGCCUGGAGCUGCCAGUCUCUCGGCUGGCUUCGCUGGUGACGGACGGCGGCGAGGCAAUGCCAGCAGUCGUGUCCCGGCUGAGGGAGCUGAGCCCGGCCUUGCUGGGCCUGCAUUGUGUGAGCCGCCGGCUAUUGUUGGCUGCCGCCUCGGGCUGCCCGACCUGCCGUCCCCUGCUGCGGGUUGAGGCCUACCUGCAGCAGCUGUGGGAGGUGCUGGAGCGUUCGCACAGCCUGGCCGAAGCCUACCUGAGUGCCCGUCUGGCCGGGGCCUCGGCUGCACAGCCCAGUGGCCGUCUGAAACCGGCACUGCUGCGCCGGCUGAGACGGGCCUGCCGCCGCCGCCGACUCUCCCUUGAGGCCUCGGUGGAGGGCGCCUACAAUGACUACGUGGCGCUGUUGCGGGCCCUGUCAGCACUGAGUGAGGCUGAGGCAGCAGCUGUUGGCCUCCUGGCCCAAUUGGGCAGCCUGCGCUUUGCCGGGGCCCUCUAUAUCCUGCGGGAGGCUUCGGCUGCGCUGCUGGGCCUGUCGCGGGCCUGGCGCCGGGGCGGCCUCCACCCGCCCGCCCUGGAGUCCCUCCUACGACAAGCCCUGCAAAGGCUCGAGGAGGCUGCUUCCUCCCGGGCUGCGCUAACUCGCCUGCGAGUGGAUCUGGAGCCCGGCGGCCGCUUGUCCUGCUGUGCCCUGCCAACACUGGGCGCUGGGGAUGAGGCUGAGCUGAGUGGUCUGUUGGAGACCUACACUGCCCGGUUGGUGACCGACUUACGUCGCCGCUUUGAGGCGUCUGCUCCGCUGUUGGCCACCCUCUCCAUUUUUAACCCCCACUUGGUGCCUGACCCGGGUUCCACCGGCUUUGCUGCUCAUGGGCAGGCUGAGGUUGGGGCCUUGGCCUCUCACUUCCAUCCCAGAGACCCGGCCACCGAGGCCCGGCUGCAGGCUGAGUGGGCCCGACUCAAGCUUGAGCUGCCGGGCUGGAAGGUUGGUGCUGCAGCCUCGUCACUGGGCGAAUCUUCAGCGACUGAGUGCUGUCUGCGCCGCCUCUUGGGCCUGGGCACGUACCCGGCCCUAAUGCAGUUUGCCGAGGUGGCACUUUCAGCCCCCGUGGCCCCGGCCCGCUCUGACCGGGCCUUUGCUGCUCUGCGGAGGCUGGAAGCACGACUGCGGGGUGGUCGCUGCGAAGACACCGGCCUACUUGACAGCCUGCUACAGAUCUCGGUAAACGGACCCGAGCUGGGUACGGCCGAAUGCACGCAGCUGAUCCAGGAGGCCGCCCUUGCCUUCCUACAGCAGAGGUGCCAGGGCACAGUGGUCCCAGCCCACCAGAAGCCCCCGCUGGCCUCAUUCAAGGCCGAGGAGGCGGCCGAGGCCUGCUGUUCGGAGGGCUCGGAGCAGGAGCUGGAACAGCUGCAGCAGGAGCUGGAUCAGACAGUGGGUGCCCUACAGCUCCAGGCCGACAAUGAGAGUGACUCUGAGGACAGCCUCUGCGACUGAGCCCUGGGUCUUCCUGCAAACACCCAGCCGGAGCUGACACCAAGGUUAGAAGUGCCUGCCUCUGGCCAUUCCCUUGGUUGGCCCCUUCUUCUUGCCCAUGCAGGGCAGAUAUGUGAGUUCCUGGGUGUGUCACAGAACUAUUGGGGUUUGGGCAUAAGUAGGCAGGUCUGUCUCCAUGCUGAAUGCUAACAGAGUGGAACUUUAGAAGUCUGGAAGUCAAUGGGGCAGGUUCAGGAUUGUCUCAAUGUAGACACCAGAGUUUUGGAUGCUAAAGUCCGGAGCAUCACUCCAGAAUCUAGAGAAACUUGAUGGGUCGGGCAGCAUCUGUGGAGGGAAAUGGACGGUCUGUAUCUUUGGUCGAGGCUCUUCAUCUGGUGAAUGUCGUCCAUUUUCUUCUCUCAGUGUUGCCUGACCCACCGAGUCUGUCCAGCAUCUUGUGUUGUUGGAAAUGUAUUCACCUUCCCAUCAAUGGGGCCCUCUCCUUGCUACCGGGCUUUCUCCCCAAGGGCCAGUGUGGUAGGCUGGAAGAGACAUGGUCUUGUUCAGGGUGGAGUAUAGCUUCCAGCUGUUGCAGAAUACACAAGACCCCUCCACCACAUGUGUGCUUUGAGUAGAUUUAUUUCUUUUUAACUACAGUAGGAUUUUUUACUUAUGUAUUUUAAAAGUCAAAAUAAAGAUUGGUUUUUU